Messenger RNA from Hibiscus syriacus, 3374 nucleotides. RefSeq names its product LRR receptor-like serine/threonine-protein kinase RCH1. Gene Ontology annotation, molecular function: protein binding; protein kinase activity; ATP binding. Gene Ontology annotation, cellular component: plasma membrane. NCBI's taxonomy places the organism in Eukaryota, Viridiplantae, Streptophyta, Magnoliopsida, Malvales, Malvaceae. Gene Ontology annotation, biological process: protein phosphorylation; hormone-mediated signaling pathway. The record is from RefSeq and is a predicted model, not a curated record.
UGCAAAUCUAAGAGUAGGACUGGUUUGGGAUUUGGGGCAAUAUUUGCGGAUGCCGAUGCCGAUGCCGAGGCAGUCCAAAAACCACAAGAACCAGGCCAUGCCAAGGCUAUGCCUUGCACUUCUACUUCUUCCACUCCUCUUGUUUCCGUAUGAUGUUUGUGCAGCAAACAGUGAAGCUGCUGCAUUACUAAUCUGGCUUCAUAGCUCCCCUUCACCUCCUCCAGCACUCUCCAACUGUGACUCUUCGGACCCCAACCCUUGUCGCUGGUCAUACAUCAUUUGUUCUUCUCAAAACUCUGUCGUUGAAAUCAAUAUCCAGUUUGUUGAGUUAGCUCUUCCUUUCCCUUCCAAUCUUUCCUCCCUUCCUUUUCUUCAAAAGCUGGUCAUUUCUGGUGCUAAUCUCACCGGAACUAUUCCACUGAAUAUCGGAGACUGCUCUCGACUGACCGUUAUCGAUGUUAGUGCAAACAAUCUCGUUGGUAACAUUCCUGCAAGUAUCGGUAAGCUCCGAUAUUUGCAGGACUUGAUUUUAUACUCCAACCAGCUCACAGGGGAGAUCCCCGCAGCACUCGGAGAAUGCAUCAGCCUUAAGAAACUCCUCAUAUUCAACAACUAUUUAAGCGGGAAUCUUCCUGUUGAACUCGGUAAACUGUCGAACAUCGAAGUUAUACGUGCAGGGGGGAACCAGGACAUUGCUGGAAGAAUCCCGGAAGAGAUUGGAGACUGCAAGAACCUAAAGGUGUUAGGCCUAGCUGAAACCAAAAUCUCUGGUUCAAUCCCUGUUUCAUUAGGUAAGCUAACCAAACUCCAAACUCUCUCGGUAUAUACAACUAUGCUUUCUGGGGAGAUUCCUGAUGAAAUAGGGAACUGCAAAAGUUUGAUAACCAUUGAUCUUUCGUUAAAUUAUUUUUCCGGUUGCAUACCAGAGUCAUUCGGGAACCUCUCUAAGCUUCAAGAGCUCAUGCUUAGUAACAACAACAUCACUGGCACUAUACCGCCAGUUCUGUCUAAUGCCACAGGCCUAUUACAGUUACAGCUUGAUACUAAUCAGAUAUCAGGCUCCAUCCCGGCUGAGCUCGGGACGUUAACAAAGCUCACGGUCUUCUUUGCGUGGCAGAACAAACUUGAAGGAAGCAUUCCUGCAGCAUUGGCCGGUUGUGGGAGCCUUACUGCUCUAGAUUUGUCACACAAUGCACUCACUGGUAGCUUGCCGCCAGGUUUAUUUCAGCUGCAAAAUCUAACAAAGCUUCUCUUGAUUUCCAAUGGCAUUUCGGGCACGAUCCCUCCGGAGAUUGGCAAUUGCAGUUCCCUUAUUCGAGUUCGGCUUGUUAAUAACAGAAUCAGUGGGAUGAUCCCCAAAGAGGUUGGGUUCCUUGACAACCUCAUCUUCCUUGACCUGUCUGGCAACCAUCUUAGUGGCUCAGUGCCAAAUGAGAUAGGUAACUGCAGUCAGAUGCAGAUGUUGAACCUUAGCAACAACACCGUUGAAGGUCCUUUGCCUGGCUCGUUAUCGUCUCUUACGAGACUUCAGGUAUUGGAUGUGUCUGUUAAUCAGUUUACAAGACAAAUUCCACAGAGCUUAGGCCAACUUACUUCACUUAAUAGACUUAUACUUAGCACAAACUUUCUCUCUGGAGCAAUCCCUUCCUCUCUUGGUCAUUGUUUGAAUCUUCAAUUGCUUGACCUUAGCAGCAAUGCAAUAUCCGGAACGAUCGCAGAGGAACUGUUCAACAUCCAAGCUCUUGAUAUUGCUCUAAAUCUGAGUUGGAAUGCACUAUCUGGUGUAAUCCCACCUCAAAUUUCUGCACUGAACAAGCUAUCCAUAUUGGACCUUUCACACAACAAGCUUGAAGGUGACUUGCUAGCACUUUCCGAGCUCGAAAACCUUGUUUCUCUGAAUAUCUCCUACAACAAUUUCACCGGCUACCUUCCUGACAGCAAGUUGUUCUGACAGUUAUCAGCAACGGAAAUGGCUGGAAACCAAGGGCUGUGUUCUAAGGGACGCGAUUCAUGUUUCCUCAGCAGUGCCACAGCAACUGGUAUGCAAAGUGAUAAUGGUUUCAAAAGAUCACUAAAAAUAACUAUUGCAGUACUUAUUACCUUGGCCAUUGCAUUAGCAUUUUUUGGGGCUUUAGCUGUCUUUAGAGCUAGAAAGAUGAUGGGAGAUGAUAAUGAUUCUGAGGUGGGAGCGGAUUCAUGGCCAUGGCAAUUCACUCCAUUCCAGAAGUUGAAUUUCUCAGUUGAUCAAGUAUUAAAAUGUUUGGUAGAAGGCAAUGUUAUUGGAAAGGGAUGUUCGGGGAUCGUUUAUCGAGUAGAACUCGAUAAUGGGGAAACCAUCGCUGUAAAGAAGCUCUGGCCAACAACAAUGGCAGCUGGAUAUGAUUGUCAUAGUGACAAAGCCGGUGUAGGCGGAGUUCGUGAUUCCUUUUCGGCCGAGGUAAAAACUCUCGGUUCGAUCCGCCACAAAAACAUAGUCAAGUUCUUAGGUUGCUGCUGGAACCGAAGCACGAGAUUGCUUCUGUAUGAUUACAUGGAGAAUGGAAGCUUGGGAAGUCUUCUUCAUGAGCACAGUGGAAGCUGCUUGGAAUGGGACCUUAGAUAUCGAAUCAUCUUGGGGGCGGCGCAAGGUUUGGCUUACCUACACCAUGACUGUGUCCCUCCCAUUGUUCACAGAGAUAUCAAGGCCAACAACAUUCUCAUUGGUCUCCAAUUUGAAUCCUACAUUGCUGAUUUUGGACUUGCGAAGCUCGUUGAUAACGGAGAUUUCGUUCGGUCUUCUAGCACAGUCGCAGGCUCCUACGGUUACAUUGCCCCUGAGUAUGGCUACAUGAAGAAAAUAACCGAGAAAAGUGACGUGUAUAGCUAUGGAGUUGUUGUGUUAGAAGUCUUGACAGGCAAGCAACCGAUUGAUCCGACCAUACCAUAUGGACUCCACAUUGUAGAUUGGGUCAGGCAGAAAAGAGGAGGGAUCGAAGUGCUCGACCCGAGGUUGCAACCGAGGCAGGAAUCCGAGAUCGAUGAAAUGUUGCAGACUAUAGGGGUCGCAUUGCUAUGUGUAAACCCUUCCCCUGAUGACAGGCCUACCAUGAAAGAUGUAGCAGCGAUGCUGAAGGAAAUAAAGCAGGAGAGGGAAGAGUGUACGAAAGUAGACAUGGUUCGUAAUGGCUCGUCGGAUUCGGAGAGUAAUCAGCGAGGAAACAGCAAGUCACCACCAUCAAUGAUCCAAAACUCAUAUCCCCAAAGCAGCAGCACAAGCUUUUCUGCAUCUUCAUUGCUAUACUCAUCCACUUCCAAUGCAAAGCUAGCUUUCAAGUAGUUUAAUAAGAACAAGUUGAGAUUUACAUGGGUAGUUAAGCUAUAUAGAUAAUAGAGAG